Molecule: messenger RNA, 612 nt
Organism: Lichtheimia ornata
Lineage: Eukaryota; Fungi; Mucoromycota; Mucoromycetes; Mucorales; Lichtheimiaceae
Exons: 3
Coding region: 1-612 (203 amino acids)
Source: RefSeq, a predicted model, not a curated record
AUGCAAAUCACUCUCGUCUCUAUUGCCGCUGUUCUUGGUAUGCUUUCUAAUGCUGCCACAGCAUCCCCAAUCAUGAUCAAGCGUCAAGAAGAAGCUGCUCCUUUCACUAUUACCGAGCCUGCUGAAUCCACUGUUGUUGGUUCCGGCCAAAACUUGGCUAUUUCAUGGAUUCCUGGUGACAAUACCCCUUUAACUAUUGGCCUUGCAUCAGCAUCUGGCAACUCAACCCAAGUUCAACUUGCCGAGGAAGUCAAUGGAUCUUCAGGAUCUUACGUUGUUCAGCUUCCUUCGGUGGUGGAUGAUUGCUCACAAUGGAAGAUCAGCUUAGCUCAUGGCGAUGACACAAGUGCUUGGUCAAAGCCUUUCUAUAUCACCACCAGCAAUGAUACCAAUGCAUGUGUCGCCUCUCCCUCUGUUACCCCUACACCUUCAGCAACCAUGCUUCAUGAUCGCUUGUCUGGUGCCACCAUGUCUGCCAGCAUUGAUAUCCUUGGUGAUGAUGGCCAACCUGUUCACAGAGCUGAUUCCGCAAGCGGCUCCCUACAUGGUAUUGCCGCACCUGUCAGCAUGCUCGGUGCCGCCGCCAUCAGCGCUUUGAUCCUCACUUUGUAA